GCUCAUCCUCACCUUUUCUCCCCUGGACUUCUUGUGUCAUCAUCCUCAUCCCUCUAUCCUAUAUAUAAAGGCUUCUACUAUAAUAACUCCCUAUAUAAAACAUUGUCACACACCACAUGCAUCAACCACUGUGUUUUCCUUAAGCCCACAUAGAGAGCUUUGCUUUCUUUUGUGUGUGUGUGAGAGAGAGAGAGAUAUCUAUAACAAUAUAUAGAGGGAGUGAGAGAGUGGUGAUGAAGCCUGCAUGGUUGGAAGGGUUGAUAGGGGAGAGCUUCUUUGGGAUAUGUAGGUUUCAUGAGAAUAAAAGAAAGAAUGAAAAAAACAUAUUUUGCUUGGAUUGUUGUCAAAGCUUCUGCCCUCACUGUCUUCCUACUCAUCACUCUCAUCCACUUCUUCAGGUGAGAAGAUAUGUUUACCAGGAUGUUGUUAGAUUAGAUGAUCUCGAAAAGCUCAUUGACUGUUCUUUUGUUCAGCCUUACACAAUAAACAGUGCAAAAGUCAUAUUCUUGAACCAGAGGGCACAAAGCAGGUCUUGCAAGGGCCCUGCAAAUUCAUGCUUCACUUGUGACAGAAUUCUACAAGAGCCAUUUCACUUCUGCUCACUUUCUUGCAAGGUUGAUCACAUGGUGUAUCAAGGGGAGGAUUUGUCUGGCAUCUUGUGUAGGUUUGAUGUGACUGACUUUGCCUUCUCACAAUUGGAAGGACUUAGGAUGGACGUUUCGGAGUUCGGUGAUGACUACGGCCAGAUCACCCCCGACUCCAUCCUUGUAGACUUUAAAGACUCGUCGGGAUCUGAUAAUGGGAUUAUAUAUAAACCGGAUGUCGAGAAAAAGAAGAAGAAGAAAAACAAUGACUUCAUUCCUAAAUUCUUUUCCUUUGGUAGCAGAAGAAAAGGAGCCCCCCAACGGUCACCUCUUUCUUAAAACCAUUUGCAUGUUUGAUUAAUUAUUAUUACUCUUAAGUACUAUAAUUAGGUCUCUUAUUAUUAAUGUCUCACAAUAAGGUAAUGUUGUUUAUGACUCCCGGUUUACGGAUGAUGUCACUAUGUCGAUAGGAAUGCGGUACGUAGCAAUUCCGUUGCAAACCAUAGGUAGAUGUCUGGGAUUGUAACUCUCUAGAGGCAGGUCUCGACUCAACUCAACUCUACCAGUUUUGCAUUGGUGUAAUGGAAUAUGCACAUGAAAAUAUAUAAGAAUAUGUUGCUAAAUAUUGAGUUCAAGUA
This is a messenger RNA of Helianthus annuus (common sunflower), 1222 nucleotides long. RefSeq lists its product as uncharacterized. The record is from RefSeq and is a predicted model, not a curated record. Bases 234 to 923 code for a protein of 229 amino acids. Lineage: Eukaryota; Viridiplantae; Streptophyta; Magnoliopsida; Asterales; Asteraceae. The transcript is spliced from 4 exons.